GGGAAAGAAGAACAGUUCUGCGUGCGGGCGAACGUACCCCCGGGAGUGAUCUGUGUGUGUUCAAUUGGUUCUCGUUGCGAUCGGGAAUCUCCUACAGGUGUCCUUACGUUUGCACCCCAACUCAAACAAGCCCGAUCGACCAGCUAGUUUUCCACCAGAAAAAGCGAAGAAAAGCGUUAGUUAGCGACGUAAAAAGUGAAACUAAUUGUUUAUUGAUAGCAGACGCAUCGGAAGACUGAAAAAGCGACGCACGGCGUGACGGUGGCGAUCGUGAGCAGGCGGGAAAUUGCAACGCCACACCGGAAAGCGCCCGAGCAGACAAGCGACCGAAAAUGUGAAAAGUUUUAUUGGAAAUCAAAAGAAGAAAACAAAGUGAUCCUCCAUCCGAAUCGGCCGAGCGGAAGGGAAGAAAAAUGUGACGACAUCGUGACGAACGCGAAGAAAAAUCGAACGUAAAAGAAGUGAACAUCUCGAACAAGUGCCGAAGAAAAGAGGACGUGUGUGUGUGUGAUCGGAUGUGCCGACGGGGAAGAUGAUCAAGCGAAACUACGAUGUGCAGCACGUGGCGGCGACUGGUGGCGUCGGCAGCAAGCACGGCAAGUCGUCCUCGAAUCUGUUCGACAAGCUGACGAAGCGCUACUCCGGCGUGAUCGGGACGCGCUUUCUGCGCAAAACGCCCGGCCGGAAGGGUGGCGUGGCGGAGCCGCUCUCCGACAGCUACGACAUGUGCGGUACCCGGUCCGAUGACUUUCGGCCCGAGAUCGGGGCACCGGUGCUCAUCUCGAAGACGAUGAAGUUCGACUUCGAUACGGACUCGUCGGUGGAGCAGCUGCCGUUGCCGCGGGUCCCGUCGUCGAGGGUGGUGGGGCGACCGGCCGGCACUCCGACCACAUCGGAGGACAGCGAGAACGAUGUCUUCCUGGACGCGAACAGCUCGCUGCCGAACUUUGGCGAGAUCAGGUUCACCUUCCUGCCGGAGAGCAACAACAACUGUCGCAGCUUCCUGGAUGGGAACGUCGGGGGGCAGGGCGAUGCGGAGGGUGGACGGUACAGGCAACUGGAGAAGAGUCGCUCCAAGUCGGCAUACAACCUCCACCACCACCACCACCAACACCAUAGUACGGAGGUGCGGCUAUCGCUGUACUCGAAGGCUCCCUCGUUAAACCUCUCGGGAAACUCCGACGCGCAAGUCUAUCUCCAUCAAACGCCCCACCGGACGAAUGCCACCGGAACCGUGUCGGUUCCGAACAGUCCGGCGGUGGAGAGCAUCUACGACUUCCCGCGCAGUACCCGCUCGGACGGUAUCCGCAAACCGGCCGGUGAGUCCUCGUACGAUCUGACACGCUCCCACCACGUGCUGAACGAAAUCAACCUCUCACUGGUGAGCGACACCUGCGGGGACAACCUGUACCAGAACCUGCCGAGCCCGGCAGCUCACUACGACGUGCCGCCGGUAGUGCAGCAGAGCUUCGCCAGUAGCACGCACAGUGGAAGUGCGGGAUCGUCCACCGGCAGCCGGUCGACGCGGGAGGAAGAGUUCGACCUGAAGUCGGCCAGUCUGCAGAGCCUGACGGACGCGGGCACCGGUGCCGGCCAGCUGGCCGUGUCGAUGGACGAGCUGAACGAGCUGACGCGCCAGAUCAACGAGUCGGCCGCAUUCCGCGGGUCCGCACACCAGCUUCCGGACAGCGACGAGUACUGCGAGCACCGGAAGCAACUGCAUCCGUCCGAGCGGCGCCUGACGCUGCUGAAGAACCGGAGCGCUCCGGGCAAGCACUUCAUCGACUUUGACCGGCGGAAGGCAAAGAUUACGAAGAAGUGGAGCGGCUUCAAGAGCUGGAUCGGCGAGGAGCAGGGCCGCAUCCGGGAGGUGGUGCAGAAGCACGCCGCCAUGCAGCGGGUCGGAGACGCUGGACCUAACACCAACACCACCAGUAGCAGCAAUGCGGUGAAGCGCAAUAGCAGUGAUGUGACCACGACGACGACGAGCGAUGCAGAUUCGCGGACGGAAAAUGAGGCCACGAUGCCGACGCCUCCGGAGUCCAGUGUGGCGCGCCGCGACCGGACACUGUCGUCCGAAGAUCGGGACGGAUCUCGCACCAUAAACCGGAAGAGUGUCAACGCGGAGAUUCUCGAGGGCCAGAAUGGCUUCGAAGAGGUUCGCCGUUUCGUUAAACAGGGCGGAGACUUCGGUAAGGACCUGGUCGCGAUCCUGCACGAGCGAACGGAAAUCGAACAACUGUACGCCAAAUCACUGUCCAAGAUCGCCAACAAGCUAAACAAGGCGUGCCGGGACCUGCCGGGUACGAUCGCGGAAUCGUGGCGCUCCGUUUCGGCCGAGCUGGAGGGCCGCAGCGAGGUACACCGCCAGUUCUCGAACUCGCUGGCCGAGGAGGUUGUGAAGCCGCUGAAGGCGGUCAUCGAGAACCAGCACAAGGCACGCAAGACGAUCGAGACGAACGUGGACAAGUCCGCCCGCAUCCUUGCCGAGUGGCGGACGGCGGAGACGAAGGCGAAAAAGAACUCGCACGGAGCGGCCCGGGAAAACGAGAAGCUGCAGGAUGCCAUGCUUGACGUAAAACUACAACGUACGCCCUCGAUCGGCCUGCUGCACAAAACGAACGAAAAGGACACGAAGGUGUCGGAGAAGGAUAGCAGCAAACUCGAGGGCAAACGGAAGAAGGCCGAAGAGGCCGUGAAGAAGGCGGACGUGGAGUACUACACGCUCUGCAUUCGGGCGGAACGUGCGCGCGUGGAUUGGGAAAUGUCCGUCCUACGCGGCUCUUCCAUGCUGCAAACCCUCGAGAGCCAGCGGUUGGCGCAAUUCAAAACGCAUGUCUCCGACUACCUCAAACUUUCGGCCGAGAUGAGCCCACUGCUGACGAAGACGAUCGACCGACUGAGCCCCCAGGUGGCCAUGUGCAGCGUGGCCAAGGAUCUGGACGUGCUGAAGAACAUACGGCGGGCUACCGAGGGCCCCAGCGAGCAGUUGCUGCCGGACUUUUACUGCGAACACACGACGCUCGCCAUGAACCGGGAACGGCGGAAGCAAUCGCUGGUUAAGUUGUUGCAGCUCAUCCGCCAGGAUCUGGACCGGGAGCGGAGGUCACGCAAUGGUUUGAAGGGAUUCUCGCAGACGCUGGAUAAAAACGGUGAAAGCAACCAGAACAUUGCGGACAAACUAUAUCAUAUAAGAUCGAUGCUCACAUACCUUGAGGGUGCUCGUUAUAAGCUGCAAUCGGCACUUUUGGAAUUGGACCAUAAACCGCGGUCAAGCCAUCCACUUGCCCAACACAUCCAGAUAACACGCGAUCGAACUGGUCUGCAGACGAGUGUGCUGAAGGUGCCUCUGUGGCUGAAACACGACCAGGAUGAUGAAGGCAACCUGGAAUCUUCGGGUGGUACGAACAACGGUCGUGACUAUAGCGCGCAAAGCUGUGAAACGGACGAGUCGAGAGAGCAGAAUUGUUUGGACAUCAAAAACGAUACGCUUAUCAAACACAUCGUGCACAAGUACGCCCGAAGUGGAUGCAACGGAGAGCAAGGCCACUAUACGGUCACUAAAGUGGGAAAGGCAACGGUGCAGGACGAAAGCAGUCCCGUCUGGGACCGAGGCGUGGCCGAUGGCGUAUCGAACCAGCCCGAUUCCGAUUUUGAUGAAUUCUCCUCCCAGGACGAAGAUGACGAUCCGAAACUGACGGCCAAGGAAAAUGGGUGUCACCCGACAACCGGUAAUGGUCUAAAUGCAAAUGGCACCGAAAUUGGAUGCUCGGGAACUGCGUCAUCCAAACAAUCGAUCGUCCUAGGUCACUGCAAGGCACUGUUCAGCUACACACCAAAGCUUUACGACGAGCUGGAGCUGCAACCCGGCGAUAUUCUGGAGGUGCACAUCAAGCAGGAGGACGGCUGGUGGCUUGGGGCGCUGCGGGGCCAAAUCGGAAUCUUCCCGGCAACCUAUGUUGAAGAGAUUCCUUAGUUUGAGAAUGAGUCGUUCUGUUCAAUGUAAAUAGGAAAAACGUUGUUUGUCAAAAGAAUGAAGAAUACGUUUAUGAAUUCUAUCGCAGAGUACAAGCUUAUACGUUGUCCGUCUUUGAAAGGUUUCUGUAAAAUAAAAUAAAAUGAACAAAAUAGGUCAUCACUAUUAUCGAAGGCAAUUUCCCAUAGUAAGGAUGGUUUGUAGUAAUAAUUAUGUAAGAUAAAAUGGUUGGCCCGUUUUUUAAAUAAAUAAUAUCCGUUGUACUAGAAUGGCCAUUGAAUGUGAAAUCGGGCGCAUUGCUCUAAAUGCGUAGUUGAAAAAGGGCAAUAAAUGUAAAUAACUUAUGUGUUGUGUUAGAGAAAAUAAUUUCAAAUGAGCGAUAUGUAAAGUUCGCGAACGAAAAUUGUAAUUAAAAAGAGGUCAAUAAAUAAAUGCCGUACAAGUAUCCUUCCAUAUAUGGAA
This is a messenger RNA of Anopheles coustani, 4438 nucleotides long. RefSeq lists its product as uncharacterized. Gene Ontology annotation, molecular function: protein binding. The coding region runs from base 533 to 3976 and encodes 1147 amino acids. Gene Ontology annotation, cellular component: plasma membrane; cytoplasm. The record is from RefSeq and is a predicted model, not a curated record. Lineage: Eukaryota; Metazoa; Arthropoda; Insecta; Diptera; Culicidae. The transcript is spliced from 8 exons.